Molecule: messenger RNA, 1155 nt
Organism: Rasamsonia emersonii CBS 393.64
Lineage: Eukaryota; Fungi; Ascomycota; Eurotiomycetes; Eurotiales; Trichocomaceae
Product: Formaldehyde dehydrogenase
Exons: 3
Coding region: 1-1155 (384 amino acids)
Molecular function (GO): oxidoreductase activity; zinc ion binding
Source: RefSeq, a predicted model, not a curated record
AUGUCCAACGGCAAAAUGAAAGCCGUCCACUACGACGGCCCCUUCAAGGUCUCCGUCAGGGAGGUCGACAUGCCCCAGAUCGAGCACCCAGAUGACGUGAUCAUCAAAGUCACCACAGCGUGCAUCUGCGGCUCCGACCUGCACAUGUACCAAGGCCGCACCGCCGCCGAACCGGGCCUCAUCUUCGGCCACGAGAACAUGGGCAUCGUCGUCGAGACCGGCCCCGGCGUCACCCUGCUGCAGAAAGGCGACCGCGUCGUGCUGCCCUUCAACGUCGCCGAUGGCCGCUGCCGCAACUGCGAAGAGGGCCGCACCGCCUUCUGCACCGGCGUCAACCCGGGCUUUGCUGGCGGCGCGUACGGCUAUGUCGCCAUGGGCCCGUACCGAGGCGGCCAGGCGCAGUACUUGCGCGUGCCCUACGCUGACUUCAACGCCCUGAAGCUGCCGCCGGGCCGCGACCAUGAGGCCGACUUCGCCCUCCUCGCCGAUAUCUUCCCCACGGGGUGGCACGGGCUCGAGCUGUCCGGGUUCAAGCCCGGUGAGACCGUGGCUGUCUUCGGCGCAGGGCCCGUCGGCCUCAUGGCGGCGUAUUCGGCCGUGCUGCGCGGCGCCAGCAGAGUCUACGUCGUCGACCGCGUGCCGGAGCGUCUCGAGGCGGCGAGGAAGAUCGGCUGCACGGCCGUCGACUUCACCGUCCGGGACCCCGUCGACCAGAUCAUCGAGCUGAACGGCGGCAUGGUCGAUCGCGCGGUCGACGCGGUGGGCUACCAGGCCGUCGACUCGUCGGGCAGUAAGGAAAAGCCCAACACGGCUCUCGACUCGCUGAUUCGGGUGACCCGGCCGACGGGGGGGUUGGGCAUCCCAGGCCUGUAUGUUCCGACAGACCCGGGGGCGCCGGAUGCGCAGAGCAAGGAAGGACAGCUAUUGAUCCCGUUUGGGAAGUUGUUUGAGAAGGGCCUCUCCCUCGGCACCGGCCAAUGCAACGUCAAAGCCUACAACCGGUACCUGCGCGACCUGAUCAUCGCGGGCAAGGCCAAGCCGUCGUUUGUCGUCUCGCACGAGAUUGGCAUCGACGAGGCGCCCGUGGCGUACGAGAAGUUCGACAAGAGGGUCGAGGGGUAUACUAAGGUGUUGAUCCAUCCGAAUGGGUGGUAG